This is a messenger RNA of Prunus persica (peach), 2062 nucleotides long. RefSeq lists its product as uncharacterized. The transcript is spliced from 6 exons. The record is from RefSeq and is a predicted model, not a curated record. The coding region runs from base 263 to 1456 and encodes 397 amino acids. NCBI's taxonomy places the organism in Eukaryota, Viridiplantae, Streptophyta, Magnoliopsida, Rosales, Rosaceae.
CAGGGAGCGUAGAGACUAUACAUUCCAGUUUCCACUUCGGAGCUGGACAAGUCCGUCAAUCUCGAACAGGGAAGGACAUUAUCGUAAUUGCGCAUCCAGCAUAUAUAGAAAGCUCUUCUGGAACAAGCCCACAAGACCACAAGUUCUUCUGGACUCUUCGCUUUCCCUCAAAAACCCCUUUCAGCUCUCGUCUGCUCAAAACCAUACUCUCGAAACAGUUUCGCCUCGAUACGACACCGUAUACUGGUUUUAUUUUUAGGCAAUGUCAGGCAACGGCGGCGUCUCGAUCGGUCGGACUCGGGGUGAGAACCGGUUCUACAACCCGCCAGCGAUACGACAACGACAGCAGCAGCAGCGACAAAAGCUAGAGCAAGAGAAGCAUCAAAGGCAGUCUGUGGAGUCCGACGACUGUGCGACGUCGCACAGUUCCGGGUCGGGUCGGGCAGUGCUCACGGAUGCCACGAAUUUGGAUCGGUUCUUGGAGUACACCACGCCCGUGGUUCAGGCUCAGUAUAUCCCCAAGACAAGCGUGAGGAGAUGGAGAACUCAUGAGCCAGAUUUACAUCCCUACUUUGUUCUUGGAGAUUUAUGGGAGUCUUUCAAGGAGUGGAGUGCGUACGGUGCAGGUGUCCCGCUUUUGUUAAAUGGGAGUGACUCUGUUAUCCAGUACUAUGUUCCUUAUUUGUCUGCUAUUCAGCUCUAUGUAGACCCAUCAAAGCCCUCCACAAGAAUAAGGAGGCCUGGUGAUGAGAGUGAUGCAGAGUCAUCUAGGGAGACAAGUAGCGAUGGAAGCAGUGAUUAUGGAACAGAAAGAGGAUUAAAUGGUGCUCCUUAUAGUGCUUUAAGUUGGCAGAAUGUUGCAGAUGUAAAUGGCCAUGGUUGGAAUAGAGCCUUACCAAGGAAUAAACCCUUCAAUGGUUCCUCGAGUGACGAAAGUGGUGAGGUUUGCAACCCUCCUGGUCAGCUUAUAUUUCAAUAUAUGGAGCAUGAUCAACCAUUUGGUCGUGAACCUUUGGCUGAUAAGAUUUCAGUUCUUGCAUCUCAAUUUCCAGAGCUGAGAACAUACAGGAGCUGUGAUUUAUCACCUUCUAGUUGGGUUUCUGUAGCAUGGUAUCCGAUAUAUAGGAUACCUACAGGUCCAACACUACAGAGCCUGGAUGCCUGCUUCUUAACCUUUCAUUCCCUGUCGACUCCCAUAAAGGGUACAAGCACUGAUAGGCUUCGGUUUAGUGGUGCACAAGCUAGAGAGGUACAAAAUGCAACCUUCAAGCACUCGUUGCCAAUCUUUGGGCUUGCUUCCUACAAGUUCAAGGUCUCCUUUUGGAAUCUUAAUGGAGUUCACGAGUGUCAAAAGGCUAAUUCUCUAUUGAGAGCAGCUGACAACUGGCUCAGGCUACUGCAAGUUAAUCAUCCGGAUUUCAAUUUCUUUGUGUCACACAGCACAACCAGGAGGUGAGGAUGAGAGUUAUCUCUAGUCAGCGUGCAGUUAUCUCUAGUCAGCUUGCAGUUAUCAUCCCAAUACAGAUGGGAUAUAACCUACUGAUGAGGAUAAACCCUUUUCACUGGCCGGUUUUUCAUGUUAUUGGUUGGAUAACACUGUUGGCACUCACUCCUGUCGUUAUAUUACGUAGAUUUGGCCCAUUGAAAUCUUAUAUCACAUCAAAGCAGGAUUAUGAAAGUGUGUGAUUGUGCUUUGUGAGGGCUUUGCUUGAUAGGCCGAAAGAAGAAUAGUGAUGAAACUAUCAUUAAUAAAGGCCUUUUAAUUUGGGAGUGUGCUUCAGAAUGGGCGUCAUGCAUUGCAUCAGGCAUUAUGAUGACAGCUCUUCCUAGUCUAUUUGCUAUUUCGAAGUUUAGGGUGAUGAGAUCUCUCAGGAACAUGUUUGUAGCUAUUGACUCUUUUUUUUUAAUUACUAUCUAGAUGAUGAUGAUAAUGAAAAAGAAAUAAAAAAAUUACUGAUGUUUGUAUAUAUAUGUAUAGGUGCCUUUUGUUUAGUAUGUUUAAUCUUAGCAUGUGUAAGAAUUGACAGUUCAGUUCAACACGAACAUGUUGUGUUAUGUAGGA